CGGGCAUGGGGCAAACUCAAAGCGCGUUUGAAGCGGAGCUGGCGCAAGCGGCGACGGACGGCGACCUCGCUCAAGUGCAGGCCCUGCUGGCGCAAGGCGUGAGCCCAAAUGCAACCAAAUGGGGCUACUCGGCGUUGUACAAUGCAACGUGGAGCCGACGCGAGGACGUUCUCGACUGCCUCUUAGCGGCCGGCGCCAAUGUCAACUAUGGCGGCUCGAACGUCCCGUCCCCACUCGCCGUAGCGGUCGAGCGAGAGGCCCCCGAGGCCAUUUUCCGGCGGCUUCUCGCCGCGGGUGCCACCGUCGACACCAUUUUGUGCGAAGUGCCGCUGCUCGGGCUCGCUGUCGUGAGCAAGCACACGUGGCUGCUGCCGCUUCUGCUGGACGCCAACCCCAACGUCAACCUCGAGACCAAAACCAAGGGCGGUGCGCUGUUUCAAGCCGCCCACAAGGGCGACCUCGACGCGGUCAACCUCUUGCUCGCCAAGGGCGCGCUAGUCAACGGCCGCGACUCCACGCUCACCACGCCACUGUGGACAGCAGCCUGCCACGGCCACGCGGAUGUCGUCGACCGGCUCCUCCUCGCCAACGUCAAUGUGCACCGCUGCAACGACCGGGGCGAAACUCCGCUGUUUGCGGCGGCGGCAGGUGGCCACACCCGCGUCGUCACGAGCCUUCUGGCUGCUGGGGCCAACGUCCACCAAGGCGACAACCAAGGCAUCACUCCGCUGGUCGAGGCUGCCGCAGCCGGCCACGCUGACGUCGUUGCGAUCUUGCUCGCGGCCAACGCCACCAUUGAGUGCACGGCGCGCGGGCCGAUGGUACACGCCGCCACACGAAGCCAUACCGACGUCGUCUUGCUAUUGUGCCGCGCCAUCGUGGACCGAGCUGAUAAGCAAGCUCUCGGACGAGACGCCAGUUCGGACAACGUCCCUGAUGUCAAGUAGUUUCUUCAAGUAUACUAGUAAGCCCGAGUGGCCACCAUUACGAAGGACUACACUAUAUUUUGUUGGAUUGCC
Saprolegnia diclina VS20 is the source of this 1019-nucleotide messenger RNA. RefSeq lists its product as hypothetical. NCBI's taxonomy places the organism in Eukaryota, Oomycota, Saprolegniomycetes, Saprolegniales, Saprolegniaceae. The coding region runs from base 6 to 947 and encodes 313 amino acids. Gene Ontology annotation, molecular function: protein binding. The record is from RefSeq and is a predicted model, not a curated record. The transcript is spliced from 10 exons.